This is a messenger RNA of Emiliania huxleyi CCMP1516, 1496 nucleotides long. RefSeq names its product glyceraldehyde-3-phosphate dehydrogenase (gene GAP1). Gene Ontology annotation, molecular function: oxidoreductase activity, acting on the aldehyde or oxo group of donors, NAD or NADP as acceptor; NAD binding. The coding region runs from base 45 to 1088 and encodes 347 amino acids. NCBI's taxonomy places the organism in Eukaryota, Haptophyta, Isochrysidales, Noelaerhabdaceae. The transcript has 6 exons. The record is from RefSeq and is a predicted model, not a curated record.
CGCCUGAACAGAGUGCACUGCUCUGCUCUCUCUCCGUGUGUUCGAUGUUUAGCAAAAAGAAGAAGGCUCCGGAGCGGGUUCUGAUCAACGGAAAUGGCCGCAUCGGCCGGCUGGCCCUCCGCACACUCCUCAACCAGACCGAGGUGACAGUGGUGGCGAUCAACGAGCUGCGGGGCGAUAUCGAGACGUCCGCCUACAUCACCGAGUAUGACACGCACCACGGCCGCUUCCUUUCCGGCAAGAUUAGCACCGAGGGCGACAUAAUCGAUUUUGAUGGCACCAAGGUCAAGUUCCUGCAGAUCGCGAGCCCGGCCGACGUUCCGAUCGCAGAGCUCGGUGUCACCGUCGUGAUGGAGUGCACCGGCAAGUUUUGCUCCGUCGCAAAGGUGCAGCCCUUCCUCGACCUCGGCGCGAAGAAGGUCGUCGUCUCCGCGCCCGUAAAGGACGCCGGCGUGCCAAACGUCGUCCUCGGCGUCAACGAGGCGGCCUACGUGCCCGCGGAGCACAGCGUGGUGACUGCCGCCUCGUGCACCACCAACUGCAUCGCGCCAGUCAUCAAGCUGCUGCACGACAAGGUCGGCGUCAAGCACGGCUCGAUCACGACCAUCCACUGCCUCACAAACACGCAGAGCGUGCUCGACGCGGCGUGGUGCGCCGAGAAGGAGCCGCGGCGCGCGCGCGGCGCAAUCAACAACUUUUACCCGACGACGACCGGCUCGGCCAAGGCGGUGACCGAGGUGAUCCCGGAGCUCAGGGGCAAGCUCAACGGGCACGCCGUGCGCGUACCAAUGGCCACCGCGUCGCUCACCGACAUCACCCUCGAGAUGGCGCGCGAGGUGACUGCGGCGGAGGUCAACGGCCUCUUCGCCGCCGCCGAGAAGGGCGAGCUGGCGGGCAUCCUCGGCAUCGAGGAGAAGAAGCUGACGGCGGCGGACUACUGCAACGACGGCGCCUCGACGAUCAUCGACGCGGCGUCGACCAUUGUGAUGGGAGGCACGCAGUGCAAGGUGCUCGCGUGGUACGACAACGAGUGGGGCUACGCCUGCCGCCUCGCCGAGCUGACCCGCAAGGUCGCCGCCGCGAUGUAGCCUCCUGCCAGGAGUUUCGUUCUGUUCACAGCGAGCGCUAUUUGCUGCGCGCGCUGCGGGCCUUGGUGCGCCCUGGCUGUUCUUCGAUUCUUCGCCUUCCUACUUACCGUUACUAUCCAUGGUUUGGGGGAUCUUGGAUUCACAGGUCGCACGCGUGUGAGCGAAGUCCACUCGCGCCGCGCUCCAGCCACCAGCGGUGCGCCGGUGGUGCGUCCGCACAUACGUACCUUGGGGGUGAAGGGUGGCGACAAGAGACCGCACGGUCUGCCUUGCUUCUAAACCACGCCCACGUGGGAUCACGGCGCUCUGAAGGGAGGCCCCGCAGGCGCAGCCCGAGCCGGCUCGCUAGCCGUCUACGGUCUAGGGUUACGCGACAUGUCUCAUGAGGCGUCAUUGGAGAAGAACCAG